This is a messenger RNA of Morone saxatilis (striped sea-bass), 3603 nucleotides long. It is a transcript of the gene stk40, whose product is annotated as serine/threonine kinase 40. Lineage: Eukaryota; Metazoa; Chordata; Actinopteri; Moronidae. The record is from RefSeq and is a predicted model, not a curated record. Gene Ontology annotation, biological process: protein phosphorylation. The transcript has 11 exons. Gene Ontology annotation, molecular function: ATP binding; protein kinase activity. The coding region runs from base 232 to 1542 and encodes 436 amino acids.
UGUCAGGUGGCGCUGUCGCUGUGGAAAGAUGCGAUCAGCGAAGAGCGGAGGCUUUUCCUUAAUUGCUCAUUUCGGUAACAGAGGCUAAACAACCCGAAACCAACCCACUGUGGUCUCUCCUGCUUAAGCGAGAAGCUCCGCACAUCCACCACAGCGUUUACCCAAGAAAUGUCGAGGUUGUGAGCAGACGACGCAGACUUUACCCGGCGGUUUUGGCUCGAGAACUCCAGUAUGUCCAAGCGGCGCUCGUCGGAGAGGGGGGCUGGAGAGACAUCAGGCAGGGCCAGCAAGCUGCAAUGUCCUGGGAUAUCCGGCAAUAACGCCAAGAGAGCCGGGCCCUUCAUCCUCGGGCCUCGCCUGGGCAACUCACCAGUGCCUAGCAUAGUGCAGUGUCUGGCCAGAAAGGACGGCACCGACGACUUCUAUCAACUCAAAAUACUGACGCUGGAGGAGCGAGUGGACUCUGCUGGGGAGACUCAGGAGGAGAGGCAGGGGAAGAUGCUGCUGCACACAGAAUACUCCCUUCUUUCUCUGCUGCACAACCAGGACGGAGUGGUUCACCAUCACGGCCUCUUCCAGGACCGAGCCUAUGAAAUAGUAGAGGACAUGGAGGCCAACAAAGUGCGCAAGAUGAAGAAGCGGAUCUGCCUCGUGCUGGACUGCCUGUGUGCUCACGACUUCAGCGACAAGACGGCAGAUUUAAUAAACCUCCAGCAUUACGUCAUAAAGGAGAAGCGAUUAAGCGAGCGCGAGGCAAUCGUCAUCUUCUAUGAUGUGGUGCGUGUGGUGGAGGCCCUUCAUAAGAAAAACAUUGUGCACAGAGACCUCAAGCUGGGAAACAUGGUGCUGAACAAACGGACUCACCGAAUCACCAUCACCAACUUCUGCCUGGGAAAGCACCUGGUGAGCGAGGACGACCUGCUGAAAGACCAGAGAGGAAGUCCGGCCUACAUCAGCCCUGACGUAUUAAGUGGUCGGCCGUACCGUGGUAAACCCAGCGACAUGUGGGCUCUUGGCGUGGUCCUGUUCACCAUGCUGUAUGGCCAGUUCCCCUUUUAUGACAGCAUACCUCAAGAGCUCUUCCGUAAGAUCAAGGCUGCAGAGUACUCCAUCCCAGAGGACGGUCGUGUGUCUGAGAACACGGUGUGCCUGAUCCGAAAGCUGCUGGUGUUGGACCCUCAGCAGAGGCUUACUGCAGGAGAGGUGCUGGAGUCACUCAGCGUCAUCAUUGCCUCAUGGCAGUCUGUUUCAUCGCUGAGUGGCCCCCUACAGGUGGUGCCGGAUAUUGACGAUCAGGUCAAUCACCCAGAACAUCUGCAAGAGGCCAAGGUGAUAGAAGAGUCUUCACAGUACGAGUUUGAGAACUACAUGCGCCAGCAGCUGCUGUUGGCUGAAGAGAAGAACACUAUCCAUGAGGCCAAGAGCUUUCUCACCAAACGCCAGUUUGGCAGUAUCCCACCUGUAAGGCGUCUGGGCCACGAUGCCCAGCCUGUCAGCCCGCUAGAUGCUGCCAUCCUGGCACAACGUUUCCUCCGGAAGUAGUCCCCAACCCACCCAUCUCAGCCUCUCUGACCUCCCCAGGGAGUACAGAGUCCUGUGAAGUCCAGAGAGGACUGAGGAGGAUCAGCCCAAAAACUAAACUUGCAUUCAGGAGGCCCAGCCCGAACCAGGGCACAGAUGGCCCCAUUUGUAGGUGGGCUUUAGGCAACCUAGUUGGAGCCAGCGUGAGGAGGGCACCAGAACAAACUGCCAAUUUAGAACUUCACUCCUCAUGUCUGGACCCUCCAGUGAAACAUGGUAAGCCCUGGAGGAAGAUCUGAACCAAAGGUUCCUUCCCCUCAGGUCACCCACAGUCAGAUCUCACUGUGCAACCAACCUGAUGGCACAGUCACAUAUGGGGCUAACACAAGGCUAUGCCUGGAGUGCUGAAGAGACAAUUAACCCCAUAUUCCUCCUCCUCCUCCUUUGAGAUCUCCCUACUGUAACACUUUCCCCUUCAACUCUGGAUCCCCUGAGCAAUACAGGACCAGAAUCAUGUAGCAACCCCUUCUCUUCCUAGUGGCUAAUGGUAUUGCCUCAAGUCAGAUCAACUGAUCAUAGAUGUCACUUCUCUAUACCUCCAUUCCACCCUCGUCCUCUCACUCCUUCCUCUCUACUGUUUUCCUGUAUCGAAAAUGAUCCAGACUCGUCCUGUCUGUAACUCUGACUUCAAAUCAAUCUACCUCUCUGUCUCUUUUCUCUGUUGGUAAACCAUGCUCACUGUUCUGAGACAAGGGAUUGUAACAAUGGAGUCUUGAUGCCACCAGUGACAUAAAGCAUUAAUGUUUUCUGUCAGUGAUAAUGCUUUGAAACCUUUUCAGGGGUUUCGAAAAAUCUGAAUAAGCUUUUUAUCAUAUUUACCUUAAUAAGUAGCAUUUUAUCCCUACCUUUAAAUUGAAGAUACUGAAUAUCAAAGUAUGUGAACAUGCAUCCUUUGAUAUUUGCAGAAUGCAUUGUCUCCUGCUUUUUCUCAUCCCUGUGGAAAUCUAUUUUUAGCAUCUAGGCAGCUAGUGUGAGGUACCUGGAAGUCACAAUGCCAAGAACUGAAUGGGAAAAACUGUUGGAUCCUCCCUGCCAAGGCAUAUUGAUGGUAACGCUUCCUCAGUGCCAUUAAAGUGAAGAUCAGGCACUGUCAUGUUUCUAUUGCCAAAAAUCAUGUCUUAAAAUUACUCUUAGCCAAGGAAACUGGUACCCACAGCCUCCAUUCAGAAUCAAAUGGCUUCCAGGUAUUCCAACUUCCCUGUUUCUCUUUACCAAGACAGAUCAUGGGACAGGUUUUUUUUCAGUAUGAAUGUGAACUGUCAUUCUACGCUUUGAUACGUCUGCAGGAUCCAUGAGUGUGUACGUGUGUGUUUCGGGCCAGGCAAAGUAAGCGUCUGCAGAGCUGUCGAGCUGUUAACCUCGGACAGUCACAGACCCUUUAAGCUAUCCUCCAAUCAUUGUGUUCUAUUAUCUGGCCUGCCUCAGUGGCAGACACUGUGAAAACCAGAGCAGGCUUUGCUAAGACAGGGCUUGACUGAAUGUUUUAGCGAUUGCCAUGAAUGCUUGCUUAAGAUUGGAAAAGAUCACAUAUCUAUUGCCAUUCUCAAGCCCUCUCUCUAGCUCAACUUGUACAUGCGUGUAUUAUCUCACCAUGUCGGCUCUCGAUACAGAGAGGCUAGGUGGUGGCUGGUAAUCGAUACUGUUGUAUUUCAUAGAGAAAUGAAAAAACAGACUCAUAGGUUUUAAGUUUAGUUGCUGGGUCUUCUUGGCUAUUGAUGCUUUCUUCUCUUUUAUCAAAGGGUUUCUUCAAAACCAUGGCAAAGCUACUAACCAGUGACUGUUAGGCAUCUGUACACUGCAACUUGCCUUUGUGUAUUGGUACCUGCUUUAGGCUAUCUAGACUUCUUCCUAUUUAUAUUCAGACUGAUUGCAUGAACAUAGGCUCUGGAAUAUUUUAAAAUUACUUUACAUCUUCUUUUUCUUUGUAAUUUCAUGUUGAUUUAUUUAUUCACUUGUGUAGCCCCACCCCCACCCCCAAACCACAGGGGCUUGUAUCACAGACAUUGAUGGUUGUCUGUCAAA